This is a messenger RNA of Manihot esculenta (cassava), 2212 nucleotides long. RefSeq names its product importin subunit alpha-2. Lineage: Eukaryota; Viridiplantae; Streptophyta; Magnoliopsida; Malpighiales; Euphorbiaceae. The coding region runs from base 194 to 1783 and encodes 529 amino acids. Gene Ontology annotation, cellular component: nucleus; cytoplasm. Gene Ontology annotation, molecular function: nuclear import signal receptor activity; protein binding. The transcript has 11 exons. Gene Ontology annotation, biological process: NLS-bearing protein import into nucleus. The record is from RefSeq and is a predicted model, not a curated record.
UAAAAAUGAAAAGCCCAAAGGCAUUAGAACUACAAUAAAUAUUUCGAAACCUCAACUCAUUUUGCACUCUUACUCUCUACCCACCGUGCUGCCUUGCCUCCCAAUCAAAUAUCUACUCAAUCAAUCGCUAGGGUUUGCUUCGCUGUAUCUCAAAUCAAAACCACAACCUUCUUCUUAAGCUUUCUAGUUAAUCAUGUCGUUGAGGCCCAGCGCUAGAACCGAGGUUCGCCGGAACCGUUACAAGGUCGCGGUCGACGCCGAUGAAGGUCGGCGGAGGAGAGAGGACAACAUGGUGGAGAUCCGAAAGAGCAAGCGCGAAGAGAGCUUGCAGAAGAAGCGCCGUGAAGGCCUUCAGGCUCAGCAGUUCCCUCCCACUGUCAUUUCUUCUACCAUGGAAAAGAAGUUAGAAAGUUUGCCUUCAAUGGUCGCUGGCGUUUGGUCUGAUGAUGGCAGCUUGCAGCUGGAAGCCACCACUCAGUUUCGGAAACUGCUUUCAAUUGAACGAAGUCCUCCAAUUGAGGAAGUCAUACAAUCUGGGGUUGUUCCUCGAUUUGUUGAGUUUCUUGUGAGGGAAGAUUUUCCUCAACUCCAGUUUGAGGCUGCUUGGGCCCUCACAAACAUUGCCUCUGGAACUUCAGAGAACACUAGGGUGGUAAUUGAUCAGGGUGCAGUUCCAAUAUUUGUAAAGCUUCUUGCUUCUCCCAGUGAUGAUGUUCGAGAGCAGGCUGUGUGGGCAUUGGGAAAUAUUGCUGGUGACUCCCCAAAAUGUCGUGAUCUUGUUCUCAGCCAUGGAGCACUACUUCCCCUGUUGGCUCAGCUGAAUGAGCACGCAAAGCUCUCAAUGCUGAGGAACGCAACCUGGACACUAUCAAACUUCUGCAGGGGCAAGCCACAGCCUCCAUUUGAACAGGUGAGACCAGCACUUCCAGCACUUGAACGUCUUGUACAUUCAACUGAUGAAGAAGUUUUAACUGAUGCCUGUUGGGCACAAUCAUAUCUUUCUGACGGUACAAAUGACAAAAUCCAAGCUGUGAUUGAGGCAGGUGUCUGUCCCCGACUUAUUGAGCUCCUCCUCCAUCCAUCUCCAUCAGUUCUUGUUCCUGCCCUUCGUACUGUUGGAAAUAUUGUGACUGGGGAUGACAUCCAGACACAGUGUGUAAUAAACAAUGGUGCACUGCCAUAUCUUCUAAGCCUGUUGACUCAUAAUCAUAAAAAGAGCAUUAAGAAAGAAGCUUGCUGGACCAUCUCAAAUAUUACAGCUGGAAACAACCAACAAAUUCAGGCUGUAAUUGAUGCUGGCUUAAUCGGCCCCCUGGUUAACUUGCUUCAAAAUGCUGAGUUUGACAUAAAGAAAGAAGCUGCAUGGGCAAUUUCAAAUGCUACUUCUGGUGGUACUCAAGACCAACUCAAGUACUUGGUGAGUCAAGGGUGCAUAAAACCUUUAUGUGAUCUCCUUGUCUGUCCUGAUCCAAGGAUUGUCACUGUAUGUCUCGAAGGGUUAGAGAACAUUCUGAAGGUUGGAGAAGCUGAAAAGAAUUUGGGAAGCAGUGGAGAUUAUAAUAUGUAUGCCCAGAUGAUAGAUGAUGCUGAGGGUUUAGAAAAGAUUGAAAAUCUACAGAGUCAUGACAAUAAUGAGAUUUAUGAGAAGGCAGUGAAGGUUCUUGAGACAUAUUGGUUAGAGGAAGAUGAUGAGUCUUUACCUCCAGGUGAUGGUUCCCAGCAAGGCUUUCAGUUUGGUGGAAAUGAUCCCUCUGCUCCAUCUGGUGGAUUCAACUUUAGCUAAAGGUGGGAAAUGUUGGAUAAAGUUCAGUCUGAGUCUCCGUCACAACACCUUGUGUUAAUUUACAGUUUGGUGUCAUAUAUGCAUUGUUGUUAAAGUGGUGCAUUAUUCUAUGUCCAUGGCUCGCCUAUUGUUGUUGAAGUGGACACACCUAGACCAAAAAUACUAUAGGAUGGUGUGCUGUGAAAGGUAGUCAGAGAGAGUUACUGUUCGCAUGAGCAUGGCCUCCUCACAUGAACCACUGAAUGCGUAUGCUGCUGUUCCAGUGGAGGUGUAGUAGUAUGCAGCAUUGGUCCUUAUUUUUGCAGUAUUGGUUGUACUAGUAAUUUGCACACCGGAGAUGCUCAUUUUAUCUUCGAUUGCGUGAAUACGUUACUUUGUAAACCUUAUAUUCUCGAUUUAUUUCAAGGGAAAACAAUUUGAUUUAGUCGU